Molecule: messenger RNA, 2176 nt
Organism: Chlamydomonas reinhardtii
Lineage: Eukaryota; Viridiplantae; Chlorophyta; Chlorophyceae; Chlamydomonadales; Chlamydomonadaceae
Exons: 9
Coding region: 210-1886 (558 amino acids)
Source: RefSeq, a predicted model, not a curated record
CUACAGUGAAGACUAGCCAGCAGUGGAUGACUCUGCCCUGACACGCUAGCACUGAGUAUUGCUAGUAGGAGCUGGCUUGCCUCCAUUCAUUAAUUACACUGAAGCCUGGACUCAUAUUAUUAUUUCAGGUCGAAUUCAUAACAAAUAUUGACGCUAGUUUCUAGUGAAGAUGUCACCCAACCCGACAUUUGGUUGAACCCACUUGUGAAAUGGCCGGAAGGUCGCGUUCGGCUUUACCAACGCGUAAGAAGGACGCGGUGGAUGAGUUAUUCGCUCAUGAAAUUGCGGCAUACAAGCGGAAUGUGGAGAAGGUCCACUACGUGCGGAGGCUGCACGAGGACCGGGCAAAGGCAGAGAAGCUGCUGCGUGACCUGCUGAAGAAGCCAAGCCCGCAGUGUGAGGCGCUCAUGGCCAAGGCCUACAGGCUGGAGGACGCGGGCCACCUUGGGGCCGCCGCGGACGCCUACCUGCGCGUGCUCACAUGCCCCGACCAGGCUGACAACCACGAGCUGCGGGCGUACAUCGGCGAGCUGAUGGGCCGACUCAACAAGCAGCAAAUGCAGGCCAAGGCCAAGGCUGCGGAGGUGGAGAAGCAGCAGGAGGAGGCGUUGUUGGCAGGCGUGGCAGUGGCAGGGGCGCGGGCCCGCGGGCAGCAGGUGGUGGCGCAGCAGCGGCGGCCAGCCACGGCCGGGCCAGCGGUGCGGGGGCGGGCGGCGCCGCCGCCUCCGGGCGCAGUGGAGAUGUGGCGCGCGAGGCCGGUUGGCCCGCCCAUGCCCAUGAACCCGGAGGCCUACCGGGCCGAGUUGGCGGCGCAGGCCAUGGAGGUGCGGCGGCGGCGGGCGGCGGCGGCGCGGGAGGCAGAGCUGGCGGACCAGAAGCAGGUGGCGGUGGCGGCGGCACUGGAGGCACUGGAGCAGCACCGGCAGCGCGUGACGGCCGUCAAUGACCGCAUGGCCUACGGCAAUGAGCUGGCGCGGGAGAUAGCGGCGCGGGAGGAGGACCGGAAGCGGCGGCAGCUCAUGGAGUGGGACGAGCUCAAGGCCGCCGCCGAGGCGCGGCACGUGGGGCUGGGGCCACUGGGCGGCGUGGACGAGUACGACCGCCGCCGCCAGGCGGACUGGGAGGCGGCGGAGCGGUGGGAGCAGCGGGAGACGGUGCAUCGGGCGCACGCGCACCGGGCCCUGGCGCGCAACGCCUGGGAGGCGCCGGCCGACCCAAGGGCGCUGUACCACGCGGCGCAUGGCCACGACCCGCGUGUCAUGCAGGAGGAGUUGGCGUACCGUGCCGGCGGCCUGUCCCCCCACGGCAUCGGCCCGGCCUGGCGGGAACACGAGCACCUCUACUACAUCCCCCCGCCCGGCGGCCCGCACCAGCACGGCGGCCCCGUGGCCAUGGGACUCCGACACGACCGGCCCGCCUCCGCUGGCACGGUGGCACGGGCACAGGCGCUGGCACGGGAGCGGGAGCGGGAACACAACAACGCACUCAACUACAGCCGACACUACGUGCCGGGCCACCCGUACUCGGCGGCGGGCGGGGGCGGGCCGCCGCCGCAGGGCGGCUUGUGGCCGGGACCACCUCCGCCGGGCACGGCUGCGGGGGCGGGGAUAGGUGGCGGCGGCGGGUCGCCGCCGCGGCGGGCGCCGGGCGGCGGCGGCCCGGCGGCGCCGUUUGGCCGGCCGAGCGUUGACCGGCCCGUGGCGCCCAUCAAUGUCGAGGUUGUGAAGGCGCGGCAGCAGGCGUUCAUUGACAAGCGGCGGAAACCCGAGCCGCCGCCGCGGCCGCCGCAGGUGCCGCUGCGGGUGCGGAAGGCGGCAGGGCACCGGCCGGAGCAGCCCCAGAUAGUGGGAGGAGCGCACCUGGGGCCUUGGCCGCCUUCGCCUUGAUUAUUGUUGAUGUUGCUGAUUCAUAGCGGUGCACGUUGCUUUAUGCCAGGUGAUUCGGAGUGGCUUCCCUCGUGCUAGGCCUUGGCGCGCAUCUGCCGAGCACAGGCCGCACAUGCAUUUGUUCGCGGUAAGCGUUAGCGUUGUGUUGACUUUUGGCCGUGAUCUAACGUGUACAUCUUAAGCCGGUUAGGAUGGCGCUGCGUGUCCUGCAGUUCGGGACCAAGUGGUGAUCUCCCACUUAAAAGACGUCCAUGAUGCAAAGGCGCAUGUGACUGUAACAUCAGGCUGUU